Molecule: messenger RNA, 1425 nt
Organism: Pelmatolapia mariae (spotted tilapia)
Lineage: Eukaryota; Metazoa; Chordata; Actinopteri; Cichliformes; Cichlidae
Gene: gdap1l1
Product: ganglioside induced differentiation associated protein 1-like 1
Exons: 6
Coding region: 318-1418 (366 amino acids)
Source: RefSeq, a predicted model, not a curated record
GCGUAACGCAUCAUGUGAUGUAAUACGGUUACCCAUCGAUUUAAUUACAAGUGCAGCGGCAUGCUCGAGUAAGUCGGUAUUUGCAUAUGGAUUAGGGUGUGCGUGUUUUUCCCUGGGAAGCGCGGAGCUGUCCCAAACUGAUGGAUGCUGUCGCUGCUGCCGCGUGAACCGGUGAUGCUGCUGCGCUCGAGCCGCUGAGCUUUCUCUCUCUCUCUCGCUCGUUCGCUUGCUCGCUCUCUUUCCCUUUCACAAACACUCUCUCUCCAUCCUCUCCCUCCUCCUCGCUCCUCUCCUCCACACGCACAAAACGCUCUGUCAUGGCGUCUUCCAACCAUGUUACCCCUACCAACUGUAGCUGGUGGCCCAUCUCAGCCAUGGAUGAAGACGGCAAAAUCACAGACGGGGAGGAGUGCGAAGAACCGGCGGCAGAGCCCAAACCCUUCAACAAAGACAGGCUCGUUUUGUACCACUGGACGCAAUCUUUCACCUCCCAAAAGGUACGGCUCGUCAUUAAUGAGAAAGGUCUGGUCUGUGAGGAGAGGGAUGUGAGCUUGCCACUGCAGGAGCACAAGGAGCCCUGGUUCAUGAGGCUGAACCUGGGCGAGGAGGUGCCCGUCUUCCUCCACGGAGACACCAUCAUUAGUGAUUACAACCAGAUUAUAGAUUACAUGGAGAAAACCUUUGUGGGAGACACAGUGGCUCAGCUGAUCCCUGACGCAGACUCGCCUCUCUACGAUCGUGUGCAGCAGUACCGUCAGCUACUGGAUGGUCUGCCCAUGGAUGCGUACACACAUGGCUGCAUCCUUCAUCCAGAGCUCACGACUGACUCUAUGAUCCCAAAGUACGCCACAGCAGAAAUACGUAGACAUCUGGCCAACGCUGCGACAGAGCUGAUGAAGCUGGACCAUGAGGAGCCUCAGCUGACAGAACCGUACCUCUCCAAACAGAAGAAGCUAAUGGCAAAAAUCUUGGACCAUGAUAAUGUGAACUACCUGAAGAAAAUUCUGGGAGAGUUAGCCAUGGUUUUAGAUCAAGUGGAAGCUGAACUGGAGAAAAGAAAACUAGAGUAUCAAGGCCAAAAGUGUGAGUUGUGGCUUUGUGGACCUGAAUUUACACUAGCUGACAUCUGCCUCGGAGCCUUGUUGCACAGGCUCAAGUUCUUGGGACUUUCUAAGAAAUACUGGGAGGACGGCAGCCGGCCCAACCUGCAGUCUUUUUUUGUGCGUGUGCAAAAACGCUACGCUUUUCGAAAGGUCUUGGGUGACAUCCACACGACCCUCCUGUCGGCAGUCCUACCCAACGCCUUCCGGAUGGUAAAAAAGAAGCCGCCGUCCUUCUUCGGGGCCUCUUUUCUCAUGGGUUCACUGGGCGGGAUGGGCUACUUUGCCUACUGGUAUUUAAAAAAGAAAUACAUGUAGUGAAUGC